UUGCAAGUUUGAUAUUUGAAGGACGAGAACCGCAAAGACCAUCUUUCUGUGAUCCCACCCAAAUUCUUGUGCGUCUUUGAAGUUGGUGAUUGCGAUGCUACACGAACUCCUACUGUCACUGUUAGGCUACACAGGAGACCUAAUCGUCGACGAGAGAGAUCGGCAGUUAUCCGUUGGUUUGUCUCCCGACGACCCCAUCUCCAAUCAAUGCACCUUCAAGCUUGCUUCCGACAUAUCUUUUGUCGAGCCCAGCGAAAGGGAUAUUAUUGAGAAGACGAUUGCUUUAGGGUUUUACUAUCGUGAACUUGAUCGAUUUGCCACCAAGUCACGAAAUUUAAGCUGGAUAAGGCCCCGGAAUGAGUCUCCUAUGCCAUACACUUCUGUCUUUCCAAAAGAGAAGAUGGAGAAUCAGAGUGUCUAUAGGAGGGCCAUUGCAAAUGGCAUUACAGAAAUUCUUUCUGUUUACAGAUCUGCCAUUUUGCAUAUGGAGCAGAAGUUACUAUCAGAUCAUCUACCCAUCUUAGCUACAGUUACUCAAGGCCUGAACAAGUUUUUUGUUCUUCUGCCACCUCUAUAUGAGCUGAUUCUAGAGAUUGAGCGUGAUGGCAUUUGUGGAGGGAAGCUUCUUAAUCUUCUACAUAAACGAUGUCACUGUGGGGUCCCAGAGUUGCAGACAUGCAUUCAGAGACUUCUUUGGCAUGGACAUCAGGUCAUGUACAAUCAACUUGCUUCCUGGAUGGUGUAUGGGAUUCUUCAUGAUCAAUAUGGAGAAUUUUUCAUCUCAGAGAAAGAAGGAAACUCAGAUAUGAACAUGACUGAGAAGUUAACACGUAUGUCAGUUAAUGAUGGAACUUUAAGUGAUUGGCAUUUGGGAUUUCAUAUUUCCUCGGAUAUGUUGCCAGAGUAUAUUCCAUUACACGUGGCAGAAUCCAUUCUAUUUGCUGGAAAAGCAAUUAGGGUUCUUCGUAAUCCAAGUUCUGCAUUCCGUUCUGUAGAUGCAAAACAUACAAAAUUAAUGGGAGAUGAACUUCUGCCACAAUCUGAAGCUGAUAAGAUUGAAUCCAUGCUUCAAAAUCUUAAGGAAUCAUCCGAGUUUCACAAAAGAUCAUUUGAGGGUUCUGUUGAUUCAAUCAGAGCUAUUGCAGCAAGUCAUCUUUGGCAGCUUGUGGUUGUACGUGCUGAUCUAAAUGGACAUUUGAAAGCCAUCAAAGAUUACUUCCUUCUUGCAAAAGGCGAUUUCUUUCAGAGUUUUCUUGAGGAGAGCCGUCAGUUGAUGCGUUUACCACCUCGACAGUCAACUGCUGAAGCUGAUCUUCUGGUUCCAUUCAGACUGGCAGUAACAAAGACUAUCAGUGAUGAUGAUAAGUAUUUUUCAAGAGUAACUCUAAGGAUGCCUGGUAUUGGGGUCAAAGCAGAUGUAUCCAAGUCAAAAUAUGUUGAUGGUGAUUCAAGUUUGUUAUCUGAUACUUCAAUGGAGAUGUCACUUGAUGGGUGGGAUGGUAUAGCCCUAGAAUAUUCCAUUGAUUGGCCCUUACAAUUGUUCUUCACACAACAAGUUCUCUCCAGGUAUCGGAGGAUUUUUCAGUAUUUACUGAGGUUAAAGAGGACACAGAUGGAAUUAGAGAAGUCAUGGGAAUCAGUAAUGCAGCAAGACCACUCUAAUUUUUCCAAACGUGUAAAUGGAUCAAAAUCAACAUCAACAUCACAACAGAGAAGACAAUGCUUUAGGCCUAUGUGGCGUGUUAGAGAGCAUAUGGCAUUCUUGAUUAGAAAUCUUCAGUUUUAUAUCCAAGUUGAUGUCAUAGAAUCUCAAUGGAACGUAUUACAAAACCAUAUACACGAGUCACGUGAUUUCGCUCAGCUGGUUGACUUUCAUCAAGAAUACCUGUCAGCUUUGAUUUCACAAUCCUUCUUGGAUAUUGGCUCUGUAUCAAGGAUAUUGGAUGGAAUCAUGAAGCUUUGCUUGCAGUUUUGCUGGAAGAUUGAAAACCAGGACACCAAUGCAAGCACUGUUGAACUCGAACGUAUAACCGAGGAAUUUAACAAGAAGUCAAAUUCGUUGUACACAAUAUUGCGAAGCAGCAGGCUUGCGGGAAGUCAGCGGGCCCCUUUUCUUAGGCGUUUCCUUUUGCGACUAAACUUUAAUUCCUUCUUUGAGCAAACCGCACAAGGAGUUAUGAAUGUCAUAAGGCCACGUCAAACUAUCCCAGUCCUACAACGGUAGCCAGCAUUUUUGUCAUAGGGUUAAUUAAAUGUAAGAAAUAUCAUACUAUGUUCUUGUGGUUAUCAGAUUCUAAGAUUAAAGUGUAUGAUGUGACGUAAUGUAAUGUAAAUCGUAAUU
This is a messenger RNA of Lactuca virosa, 2341 nucleotides long. NCBI's taxonomy places the organism in Eukaryota, Viridiplantae, Streptophyta, Magnoliopsida, Asterales, Asteraceae. The record is from the annotation of a GenBank genome assembly.